Messenger RNA from Pomacea canaliculata, 7727 nucleotides. RefSeq names its product glutamate-rich protein 3-like. Gene Ontology annotation, molecular function: protein binding. The coding region runs from base 190 to 4905 and encodes 1571 amino acids. The transcript has 21 exons. The record is from RefSeq and is a predicted model, not a curated record. Lineage: Eukaryota; Metazoa; Mollusca; Gastropoda; Architaenioglossa; Ampullariidae.
ACUACUGUAACAGCUAGUCACGUGACUCACCUGGACGACGACUUUUGUUUGGGUGGAAGCAACCAAAAUAUGUGUUGCGAUCUGCAGAUAACCAUGUUGGAUGUGUGCUGUUCAUCGUAAAAUUCAUAAUCUGUUUUUUUCUUUCAUUUCUAAUAUUUGCGAGGAAUUGUACUUUGUCAAGCUUGAAAAAUGAGUCACUUUGAUCAUGGGCCUCUUGCUACAUACAACAGCCUCACAGACACACACCUGGCAGGCUUUUUUGCCAAUACUCGUAAGCGGCGUCAUCUUGUCAAGUCGGGACUGGUGUCAAGGAAUGGUGUCAUCGUAUCAGAAGCAACAUACAGACUCAAUAUGAGUCGCAAGGAGCACAAGAAAUAUGUCAAGGACAUGUUGGCACAGGCGAUAGUCCAUAAAACACUGGAUCUUGAACGGACUCGACAGGCAGAGAUAAAGAAGAAGUUAGAGGAGAUAGCCAAGAUACAACUGGUCCAGAGAGUUCGGGCAUCUCGUGGCAGAAAGGGCGAUGAGGAAAUACUGCCAUUGUUAACCCUAAAAGCAGGCCGCCCAUAUUCCAGCCCAACUUCUAAGCCCCGUGGGAGGAGUCCUAAUUCCAAGUACCGCCCAUACAGUGCCCCAGGUGCCCGGCCUGACUCCAGGUUUUCUCAAACAUCUACAGAAGAUGAUGGCGAUGUACUCUAUCUUGAUGACGAGGGCCAGCCUAUCACAUCACACCGUGAAUUAGGAAGUAACGAUCAUAUUGACACACGCCAUUUGUACUCACUGGACACAGCAGCUCUGAGGAAGUAUGCCAUGAUGAUGUCUCAAAUGGAGCAGGGGCGUGGACUUAGCUCCCCUUACUUGAUGCCACGAGUGCCACUGCCUCCUAGAUUUCCACUGAGCGGGCGCUCUCUAAGAAGUGCAAGAUAUGCAAAGAGCACAUCACCUCAAAGACCAGUUACAACUGAUGGUCACAUUUCCCGCCUCCACCGUCCUGAGGGUGCCAAAAUGCAUGAGGGACAGCAAGAGUCAAUGUGCAAAAUAACUAUGAAGUAUCAUGGGUGGGAUUUGCAUUUGGCCAGAGAGCAGAUGGACCCAACACAGGAGAUACAGGUGGAGCAGCAGCACUGUGGAGGGAACACUUUAACAGUGUUCAAGGAAAGACUUGUUCCUGGAAGUGAAUUUAGCUUCAUUUCCUACCGACAUCGAGGCUAUCCUUUCAGCCUAACACUGUAUGUGGAUGGACAUGUUGAUAGUCGUGUCAGCACUUGUUGUGAGGAUCGCCAUUCCCCUGGGGCCAAGAUAGGUGGCAAGCAGGGGCAUUUCAGCAUAAUUUGUGUUGAUGGAGCAGUGCCUUGUUAUAAAUGUCAAGUGGCCAAGGGAGUGAUGAUACAAAACAAAGCACCAUGCAAGCAGAAAAAACGCCCUCCAGAGAGUCAUGCAGAGGAGGUCAUUGUUGUUUCCAGCACAAAAGAUAAAUCUGAUAAAUCAAAGGCUGCAGUUAACAGAUCUGAAAGCCCACAUGAUAAUCCAGAUGAGAAGCCAGUGAGAAUUGCUGUUGAAAAAGAGGAUGAUAAUGAACAGUAUGAUAAAAAUGCUGACAAGGUUGAUAAAGAUAACUAUGAUGAUGACUUUGAGACCUCUGGGUCCUCUCCAUUGUCAAGCAGCCGAUCCAGCUCUGAAAGUGAAUCUGAGAAAACUCCAGGUAGAAAAGAUGAUGGAAGCCGAGGGAAGGAUGACGAGUCAGCUAAAUCAGAGAGCGAGACAGAGUCCGCGUCCUCAGCUUGGUCCGAAAGGGAAGAAGAGAGAUACAAGGCUAAGAAGGGCCAUUCCCCGACUGAACCGAAAUCUCGCGAGUCGCCAACGAGUAAACCAAAGUCUCCCGAGUCGCCAACGAGUAAACCAAAGUCUCCCGAGUCGCCAACGAGUAAACCAAAGUCUCGCGAGUCGCCAACGACUGAGCUGAAAUCUCGCGAGUCACCAACGAGUAAACCAAAGUCUCGCGAGUCGCCAAUGAGUAAACCAAAGUCUCGCGAGUCGCCAAUGAGUAAACCAAAGUCUCGCGAGUCGCCAACGACUGAGCUGAAAUCUCGCGAGUCGCCAACUAGCCGGGGUACUUUUAGGAGAGCUGCUGACCGAUCUGCUGGGCGGAUGGAUGUCAACGGGACAGGCAGAAAGAUCGAUGAUUUCUCCUCUGAUGAAGACGAAAACGGCGAUAAGAAAACGACUGUUCUUUCCAUGGAAGCUGUCGAUGCAGAAGAAGUAAAACCACCAAAAAAGUCAUCGCGCUCAAAGUCAUCGUCGUCAUCGUCAUCAUCAUCCGCUGACAGCUCCGAUGAGCGAGAAAAAGAAGAGCAGAAAAAAACGGUUGUAGUCAGCAUGCAGCCUUUCAGCGACGAGGAAGUGGCGAGUGAAAAGGCAGCCGCCGAGAAGGAAAACAGAGAAAAACGCCGACAGAAAGAAGCGGAAGAAAGUCAGCAGCAGAGGAAGCGAGAGAUAGAAGAGCUCAGAAAGGCAGAAGAAGAGCGACGUCAGCGGGAGAAAUCCGAAGAACGGAAACGCGAAGAGGAGAGGAGGCAGAGGGAGGAGGAGAAAAGAGCAGAAGCGCAGAGGGAGGCAGAGAGAAAAACCGAGGAGCGUCGCCGAGAGGAGGCUGCCCAGCGGAGACCGGACAGCGUGACGUCAGCGGACGAACAGAGCAAGGAGGAAGCGAGGCUGAAGGCUCAGCAGCUCCGCGAAGCGGAGAUCCUGGAAGGUCAGCGGCAGCGGGAGGAGAGGAGGAGGGUGGAAGAGCGAGAACGAGUGGAGGCGUGGCGGAGACAGCAAGCGCAGAGAGAGGAGGAGAUCCGGAACGUUGAAAAUAGGCGGGAAGAGAGGCGACAGGAGGAGGGCGUGUCUAGUGCUCGCUCCACUCCCACCAGCUCCUCGUUUGCCAAGAGCUUUAGCCUGGCGUCCGAGUCAGACACGGACCACUCCCAGAAGCAUGCAGCCAGAGAAAAGAUGGCGACACAGGGCCAGCAUAAAGAACUCGACAAGUCAGUUGUCUCCCCACCCAAAGAGCUCGAUAGUCCUGCCUCGGCAAAGAAAAUGUCAGGAGAAGAGAAAUCUCCCAAAGGCAAGCGGGCGACUCCUGUAAACUACCUGGAAUCAGAGGAUCAGCCAAGCACAGCACCGGCGUCCUCGCGAACAGUGGAGUCUGGCCGUUCUUCGAGAAGCAAUGCCACUAGUGACAGCAGCAGCAGCGGCAGCAGCAGCGACAGUGACAGUGACAGUGACGGUGACAGCGAGAGUGACAACGAGGGAAUCGUCGACAAAUCUAGCAAAACGCCUCCUGAAGAAAUGAAGCAGACGGCAGCGGAGAGUCAGGCUGAAGACAAGAAGUUGGCACCUCAGGUAGAAGGCAAAGAAACUAAAAUCAGCGCGGAGGUAUACGCAGCUCCCCUGCUAUGGUCUCCAAAGCUGGAUAAAGCUAAAGAAGAGAUAUCAGACAGCAGCAGCAGCGACGGCGAAUCACCAUCCGGUAGAAGCAGCAGUCGGGUCAGCGGCCACAACGACACUGCUAAAACACAGACUUCACCAGAGCGAGCAGCUCAUGUCAGAAUGCCUCUGCUGACUAGCGAUGGAGUGGUCAACAGCAGAAGUCGCUUGACUGAUGACGCCGUGGAGGAGGGUAUAGAAGGUGAUGGCCCAGCACACGUCCUACCAGAAGAAGCCGAGUUGAAGAUGGACGAUGAAGCAGAACACAGGCUGCGUCCUCCCUCAGCCAUGAUGGAGCAGCAGCCUUCCUCCUUUUCGUCUCUUGAUGAAGAAAUUUGGAAGUCUGAGCAAGGUCGCGGAGGGAAGCAGCAGACUAGCGACAGUGACGACGAAUUCGUGAUAAAUGGAGACCGACCUGGUAUUCGCGCUGAACGAGAAACCUCCCGCGAAGAAUCUCUUGAAAUGACAGAUGACAGACCGGAAGCCACGUCACCAGAGAACAGUUGGCGAGAGCGCCUGGUUGGCGAAGAUACCGUGGAACUCCCUAAUGUCUCUUUGACAAAGACACAGGUGCAAGAGCUGGCCAGUCACCUGGAGGUUGCGGAGAAGGUGAACACGGUGAACCUUCGCAACACCGGCCUUAAUGACGAAGACCUUCAAAAGGUGACGGAGGCGAUUGCUGCUUCGCUUUCGGAGGUGGAGAUGUUAAACCUCAGCCUCAAUUCUCUCACAGAGGAAAGUGUUCCGCAUCUUCUUCAUGUCCUGAAGGCCAAGCCAUCAGUAAAACUGCUGCUGCUGCACGGUAACCGGCUUGGAGAUGUCGGCGUGGGUCAGUUGGUCGCUGGUCUGCAGGGCCUGCACCGCGAGGCGAGGACGCAGCGAAUGACGAAAGCCUCCGAGCCUUCCGCCGACAGCGUCAGCCUCGACAGCACCGCCUCCUCCCUCGCCCAGAGCAGCCUGCCCAGCAGGUACAUCCUGCGUGAUCUUGACUUGGCGGGCACGGGCAUCGGCGACGAAGGUGCCGAGCGGAUUGGCGAGCUGUUGGGAGGCAACGUGUACGUCGAGGCCCUGCGGCUGAGCUCCAACGAGGGGGUCACGGCCGAGGGAGGCUGGGCGCGCAUCGGUGAGGGGAUCGCCAAGAACCGCUGCCUUAAGUCUCUCGCACUGGACGGAAACCGCAUCGGCGACGUGGGCGUGAAACACUUGGCGCGGGGUCUGUUCAAGAACCACACCCUGACCUCGCUGAAGCUGCAGAACGCCGGCAUCGGCGAGGACGGUGCCAAGGCCAUCAUGGAGAUGCUGAAGCGGAACACCACCCUGCAGGACCUGACCUUGACCCCUGGCAACGCCAUUUCGGAAGAACUCAUGAACGACAUUAAUAACUAUGUCGCCCUGAACCGCGCAUCUGGUACUGCUUUGUCCAGGCGAUGAAGACAGGUCAGAACGGAAGCCAUGGUUGCGGCUUUUCUUCAAACAAACACUUUCGGCGGAAAAAGAAAAGUUGGCAACAGAUUUAAAUGAAUUUAAAAUGAAUCAUCCCUCCCUACCUUCCCAACAAAAACUGGAGAAUCAGAGGACAAACAAAACUUAUAACCCAAGAAGAAAGUCCUGUAAGUUCGAGAGAAAGUAAACGAUGACACAUGAGCGCCUUCACAUGCUGAGAACCACGUGCUUCACUCAAAUGUGCACUUUCUCCUUUCUCGAAUUUAAUUUCACAACUUUCCAGCAUAUCGCAUUAUUAAAGGAGGAAUUUACAUAUGAAAACUAUUUGCCGAGGAAGCGCUCAUUUUUAUGAUGGCUAAUGACUGAUUUUUUUCGUAGAUUUAUAAAUCGAGGGUCCUCUAAUUCUGUUUCGAUAGACGGAAAAGCGUUUAGUCUGUGACGUAAUUUCCGCUCUGUAUUCCUUCAUCAUGCGGGCUUCUUUGUAGUCUUGAAUAUUGCUGGAUUUCUUCUUGUGGUUGACAGUCUUCUUGAGUCUUCUUCUCGUUCCUUUACCUGUCACUUUUAAAGUAUCAUCUUUUAUCUUUUAUGUAGUGAUGCACGACCCAUGCAUGUUUUCGCAUGGUGAUGAGCCUUUGGCAAAAUAGGAUAAACGGUCUCAGUUCAAAGUACCCUACCCAGAAUUAUCACGGUUUCAACGUAGCCACGGGGAAUGGAGAGGGUUUGAAAGGGGCAUUAACAAAUCCAGACUGUUCAUAUCGUUUGCAAACAUAAGUUUCAUAAAAUUCCGUCCAGCCUCAGGUAUGUUAUUAACACGUUUGCCUUCUUUGUCAAGUUGGUUUUCCUGUUUUGUGUAACCUUUGUAUUUGUUAAUAAGCGGGAAAUAGCUGAUGUGAAAGUGCAGAUAAACAUGUUGUGGCGCUUGCAUUAAAUGUUUUCCCGUCGUCGUGAGAAGUUAAUGUCCCCUUACGAUUAUAGUGCCCGAAAUAAGGUUGUGCAAAUAAACUGGCGGAAAAAGGGUUAAUAGAGAGUACAAAGCUAUAAACUUUAGACAAGCAUCUGCUGCCUCAUGAGCUACAUGCCUUUUACGUAGCUUCGACUUCUAUUUACUUUCAUAUUUAUUUAUUUACAUGUUUAUGUGUAAAAUGUUAAAAAGGUGAGAAAAUUGUUUGUUUUAUAUCCGGCUCAUUAAUUUAAUCUGCACAUGAAUUACUAUAUCGUGCUCUUGAUAUUUCUAUUUCAUGACAAGUUCGAUCUCAGUUGCUAGUAAAACGACAUUCAUGGGUUGUGUCGGUAGUUUACAGGCGCUUGUGAUCGCACUGUCAGACUGGAAACAAGAUACCAAAGCCUUGUGUUUGUGGGAGAGAAAACGAAUCAGAUGUGGUUUGUCAGAAAGUACGACACCAUGGCAAAACGCGAAAUCAUGAUAUAACGGUCUAUGGCGGUAAUAGUCCUCCAUCAUCCCUGCUGGCACCGGUGUCCUCUGAACCUGGCUUGCAGGAAUUAAAUCUGUCAGAGGAUCGCCCUUGUGUCCUAGUUUGUUUUUUUUAUUUACCUGUCUGUGGGGAUACCGAGCUGUUCACCUGCCCAGCUUUUCUGAACGUCAUUAGCACCGACACUGCUGCUGACAGUUUAAUCUACUUUGCUGUUGCCUUUUAGGGUCAUUUCGCCUUUGACCCAUGAUUCUGACCUAGCUUAUUUAUUUUUCUGAACCUGUCUCUUACUGAGGUGCUCGUUCAUCACUUGUCAAUGUAGUGUCCUAGACGCCGUCCGACUGAUGGCGACUUUGUUAGUCAUUAAAGCUUGAAUGUGGCAGCAUCCAGUGCAACGUUUAAUUCCGCUUGUUGUUUAUGUGGCAUCGUUUUUAUUUGUACAUCUGUGAGGAUUGCAGUCCAAGACAUAAUUUUCACGGUGACUGCGACGUCACCCUCUGUUACCACUAAAACGGCCGGCAACGCCAUCUUGUGGUACAUAAAAUCACUUCUUGUAGCUGCGGUCGAUCUCAUUAACAUAGCGAAGAAUGUUAACACUAACAAUCUUUCUCCUGUCAUCCAUGUGCCUAGUUGAGAAAAGCAAAGACUGUGAUAUGUUCCUAGUUUUCCCUAGGUCUUCAAAAUUAUAUAUAUUUGGUCUUUUUUGGAAAUGUUUUAGUGUAGUUUUUAAUAUUUACAAUUUAAAAGCUUGGUUGUUGUUUUUUUUUCUCAUUUAAAGCACAUUAAUUUGUAUCUGGUCUUGAGGACCAGAUAUCUUGUGCAUAUGUAGUGUAUAAAUAUAUAUUGCAUCUUGAAAUUGAAACAUAUUUUAGGCAUCUCGAUGUAACCUUAAUGCAGCAGUCUGUACUUUACAAUAAUCAACUUAAUAAAAUAGCUUAAAACUCAUUUGAUUCCAAAUUAAAUGUUGACUAUCUGUGAUACAAUGAAACUGCUGUACAAUUUAAGCGCCUUAUGAAACAGAACAUGUUAACAAAGCAGUGUCUAUGAUACUGUCAAGAUUUGUUAUUACUUAAAAUUAUGUAUACAAUAAUUCCUGCUGAUUGCUUUUUCUUGCAUAAAUCUGUGCAUAUUAAGCUUUGAUUUAUGCACAUGCACAAUCAACCUUUUAAGUUUUGCAAAUGAUUCUUGUGCUAAUUCUGACUUUUGAGAGGAAAUAUUUUUUGUUUAGGUUAAGUCUGUUAUGUAGUUUCCUUGUGGGCUUACUAGAGGGCCAAGAGAUCAGUAGAACCAGAGUUUAACAUUUCUUUUUAAAUUGUCUAGUGGCACACAAAGCUUUGUCUUCUUGUUACCUUUGCUUUAAAUAAAUUUUAUGCACUUUUU